CAGCUCAGCUAAUACCAUUACAUCGCUUAGUAAGCAGACUCUGCAUGCAAACAAGCAGCGUUCUGGCCUCUACUCGUUACUAUGCUAGACACUUCCCUCGGCAGCCGUAUUACUUGACCUCUAGCGAGCAGAGACGGGCCUCUCAUUUUGCCCUGUUGUGUCUUAGCGUCUUGUCAAAAUGGACUGUUCGGUUGAGAGUAGGCAAGGAACUCCUGUUGUUGCUAUCGCCACAAUUCUAGUAGCGUUCCAGGUUUUAGGACUGGCCCUAUAUCAGGCCGGUGCUCUGCACCUAAGGUCCUCAAACACACUUCUCAUCCAAGCUCUCCUAAAUAUCGCCAUUGGCUCCAUAUUGUGGUAUUGCGUUGGCUACUCACUCGUCUAUGGCCCCUCGCAGAAGGGAUUUAUAGGGAGCCUGGACCAUGCGUUCUUCCUGGACGUAACUCCUUCCAACUGCACAAGCAAAACCACAACGGUAUAUGUACCCAGAGUGCUGUUCGCUACGUUUGAAAUGAUGCUUGCCAUCACUGCACCUUAUAUGGUAAUAUCCGCUUGGACAGAAAACAUUAGCAUGGUUGGAGCAGCGAUAGUCUUUACCCUCUGGCCUAUCUUGGUUUACUAUCCUCUCUCUCAUUGGAUUCGCGGCGGUGGCUGGCUGAAUGCGAUGCGUGUCAUUGACUACUCGGGCAGUCUUACCGUACACGCCAGCUUAGGUGCCUCUGCGCUUGUGUUUACCAGGAUCUUGCGUCCAUGUGUACCGGAAAUAAACAGUACUCGAGCCUCGUUUCAGCGCAUGAAUGCCCUGAGUCACGUGAUGCUUGUAGGAGGAGCUUUCAUUUCUAUUAUGGGAUGGUACGCAGUCAAUGUCGCCUCAACAAUAAUACAAACCGGAUCAAGCCUCGCUUCCAUAUCUGUCGUCAACACUCACCUGUCCUCCUCCACCUCGCUUCUAUGUUGGCUGGUUGUGAGCACGCUUGAGUCACGUGGCCUUCUCUAUAGUGACGUCAUUGCUGGUUUGAUAGCUGGUGUCAUAGGCUCAAGUGCCGCGGCAGCUUCCAUGCAAGUGUGGGCGUCACUGUUGUCAGGAUUACUGGCAGGCGUGACGUCAUCUCUAGCCCUGUGCUGCGCGCGCAGAUGGGGUCCUUAUUGGACUAAUGGAAGUCCAGUUGACUUCAUUUAUAUAAAUGGUGUCCCAGGGCUCUUUGCAGCAUUAUCAGCGGGGUUACUCGUUGACCCAUCUCUAGAUGCUCGCGGGCUCAGUGGCGCGUUCUACGCAGGGGGUCGGCAGCUCGGCGUUCAGCUCUUGGGCGUCGUCGUCACUAUCGCGUGGUCCGCGGUGUGGACCUAUCUUCUGUCUUGGUUUAUUCAUAUUUCGGUCGGGUUCAAUCUGAGCUUUUCCUUGAGCUCUGGCGUCACAAAGAAGGCACACUCUCCCUCGUAUAAGCUCCCGGAUCACGUGGUCACACGAGAGAAGCUGUUCGUGGCGGCAAGUGAGGGCGACCUUAAGGAGCUUGAGAACAUGGCUGCUAAACAGGUCGUCAACUUUGGAACACAAGACUUCGACAAGCGAACCGCCCUACUCUUAGCAUCAUCACACGGACAUGUGCAGUGUGUCAAGUUUUUGCUGCGUCAACCUGGAGUAGAUAUACACUCAAGAGAUAGAUGGAGGGCUACCCCUCUUACAGAGGCUAUCAAGUAUCUUCAUGACCGCGUGGUACAGUGUCUAAUUAAGCAUGGAGCUAGUUGGUCAGACGACGGAGCCGGCGAUAUCCUGUGUACAGCAGUAGCGCGUUGUGACAUGGAGGAAGUCUCUCGUCUGAUAACACUCGGGAUGGACGUGAACGCGACCAAUGAGGACGGAAGCACCGCCCUCCACGUGGCGGCCACGCGAGGCGCGCGAGGAAUCGUUCAGUACCUCAUAGAUCAUCGCGCGGAUAUUAACGCAGUUGACUCGUGGGGAAACACCCCUCUAAAUUACUCAGACAUGCACGAACAUCGUGCAGUGAGUCAGCUCCUGGAGGGCCUGGGCGCUAGGCGCAGUUCCCGCCAUUACAGCACGCAGGAGAUCUGCGAAGUGUCAAGUGCGGGAAACCUGCAGAUGUUACGUCACAUGGUGCACAACGGCGCAUGCGUUAGUUAUAGAGACGCAAACAGGAGAACGCCUUUGCAUGUCAGCUCCGCGGAGGGCCACCUCGACAUUGUUAAAUUCCUUUUGCUUCAACCUGGCAUCGACGUGAACGCCAGAGACAAGAGCGGCAAGACUCCUCUUCUAGAUGCCAUUGUAAACAACCGUCACGAAGUGGUGGAAUACCUCAAAUCUCAUGGAGCUGUCGUAGACGAAACGAAACUCGUCACCAUAGCGACCGAGCAUGCCCGUAAUGGUGACGCUAAGAGCUUAAAGCGCAUGCUCAGAUUGUCAGGUCACUUGAAUGCGAGCGACUUUGAUGGUAUGACGUUACUGCAUGUCGCCGCCGCGCAUGGCAGGAUGAGGGUCGUGUCCAUGCUGCUGAAAGAAGGUGCAGAUGUGUCACUAGUGAAUCGUCUGAACCAGACUCCUCAACAGUUGGCAAGUCUCAACGGUCACACAGAAGUCGAGAGAGAGCUCAGGAGAUUUACAAAGAAAGCAGAUGGCGUUCUUCAUGUGAAUGACAAGAAAGACCCCUCGACCAUGUGUUACAAGAAUCACCUCAGGAUACGAAAACGACGGCACAAGACAGAACCCUCAGCAUACCAUUACGCACGUAGAGGAUCCUGGUCCGAUCAUACGGACCAAUCAGUGGACUUUAAAAAACAUGAACAGUCAAGCGUCAGCACGGAAAACCUGUCACGUGAUGUGAUGCCUUUAGGAGGCGUCCAAUCAGAGAACAAGGUGUCACACCCACCAUUCCUUCGGGUCACGCCAAUCUCGCAUCUAUCUCCAACGACGCGAGAGAUGGCUGGAGGCGAACCCGACUAUGUUUGAGAAAAAACACGACUUUGGGACAAUAUGAGGGGGGCUCACCCCCCUCCUCAAAAGUCAAAUGGUCGGCCCCUAAAAAUGCUAAAACAAAUAUUUAGUUAAUAGUUAAACGCCAAAUACUGACGUGUCAGAAAUGACUCUGAAAUAAAUUAACAAUAUUCCUUUCGUAA
This is a messenger RNA of Nematostella vectensis (starlet sea anemone), 3126 nucleotides long. RefSeq names its product poly [ADP-ribose] polymerase tankyrase-1. Bases 179 to 2959 code for a protein of 926 amino acids. Gene Ontology annotation, molecular function: ammonium channel activity; protein binding. The record is from RefSeq and is a predicted model, not a curated record. Gene Ontology annotation, cellular component: membrane. Lineage: Eukaryota; Metazoa; Cnidaria; Anthozoa; Actiniaria; Edwardsiidae. Gene Ontology annotation, biological process: ammonium transmembrane transport. The transcript has 19 exons.